AUGGGACAAGGUGUAUCAUCUGGACAAGACAAAAAGAAGAAGAAGGGAUCUAAUCAGAAACCCAAAUAUGAACCUCCCGUUCAAUCAAAAUUUGGUCGUAAAAAAAGAAAAGGAGGACCAGCUACAGCUGAAAAAUUACCCAACAUAUAUCCAAGUACCCGCUGUAAAUUAAAGCUCCUAAGGAUGGAACGAAUCAAAGACCAUUUGUUAUUAGAAGAAGAAUUCGUCUCUAACUCUGAAAUUUUAAAACCUUUUGAGAAAAAGCAGGAGGAGGAAAAGAAACAAUUGGAAGAAAUACGCGGGAAUCCAUUGAGCAUUGGAACUCUUGAAGAAAUUAUAGACGACGAUCAUGCGAUAGUAACAAGCCCAACUAUGCCUGAUUAUUACGUAUCUAUCUUAUCCUUUGUCGAUAAAGAGUUAUUAGAACCUGGAUGUUCUGUGUUAUUGCAUCAUAAAACCAUGUCUAUCGUAGGUGUUUUACAAGAUGACGCUGAUCCAAUGGUUUCGGUCAUGAAAAUGGAUAAGUCACCAACGGAGUCAUAUAGUGAUAUUGGUGGUUUAGAAUCUCAAAUUCAAGAAAUAAAAGAGUCUGUAGAGUUACCGUUAACACACCCCGAAUUGUAUGAAGAAAUGGGUAUCAAACCUCCCAAGGGUGUGAUUCUUUAUGGUGCUCCUGGUACAGGUAAGACAUUGCUAGCAAAGGCUGUUGCAAACCAGACAUCCGCUACAUUCUUAAGGAUUGUCGGCUCAGAGUUGAUUCAGAAAUAUUUGGGAGAUGGUCCCAGGUUAUGUAGGCAAAUUUUCAAAGUGGCAGGUGAGAAUGCACCAAGUAUUGUAUUUAUUGAUGAAAUAGACGCCAUUGGUACCAAGAGGUACGACUCGAAUAGUGGUGGUGAAAGAGAAAUUCAGAGAACCAUGCUGGAACUGUUGAACCAGCUGGACGGGUUCGAUGACAGAGGGGAUGUGAAGGUGAUUAUGGCCACUAACAAAAUCGAGACUCUUGAUCCAGCAUUGAUUAGGCCUGGGAGAAUUGAUCGUAAGAUCUUAUUUGAGAACCCUGAUCUAAGUACUAAGAAGAAAAUUUUAGGAAUUCACACUUCUAAGAUGAAUUUAAGUGAGGACGUUAAUCUUGAAACUUUAGUAACAACAAAGGAUGAUUUGUCAGGCGCUGAUAUUCAGGCAAUGUGUACGGAAGCAGGUUUAUUAGCCCUUAGAGAAAGAAGAAUGCAAGUUACAGCAGAGGAUUUCAAGCAAGCUAAGGAGAGAGUCAUGAAAAAUAAAGUUGAGGAAAAUCUAGAAGGUUUAUACUUGUGA
This is a messenger RNA of Saccharomyces paradoxus, 1314 nucleotides long. RefSeq names its product proteasome regulatory particle base subunit RPT2 (gene RPT2). NCBI's taxonomy places the organism in Eukaryota, Fungi, Ascomycota, Saccharomycetes, Saccharomycetales, Saccharomycetaceae. The record is from RefSeq and is a predicted model, not a curated record. Gene Ontology annotation, cellular component: proteasome regulatory particle, base subcomplex. The transcript has a single exon. The coding region runs from base 1 to 1314 and encodes 437 amino acids. Gene Ontology annotation, molecular function: proteasome-activating activity; ATP hydrolysis activity; ATP binding. Gene Ontology annotation, biological process: proteasome-mediated ubiquitin-dependent protein catabolic process.